Messenger RNA from Arvicanthis niloticus (Nile rat), 4689 nucleotides. RefSeq names its product Bcl2 modifying factor (gene Bmf). Gene Ontology annotation, cellular component: myosin complex. NCBI's taxonomy places the organism in Eukaryota, Metazoa, Chordata, Mammalia, Rodentia, Muridae. Gene Ontology annotation, biological process: negative regulation of autophagy; positive regulation of apoptotic process; apoptotic process. The record is from RefSeq and is a predicted model, not a curated record.
UCAUCAGCUGUUUGCGGGAUGCCCAGAGCGGGCGUAUUUUGGAAACAAUACCGCGCGGUGCGCCGUGGCCUCCUCCCGCGCCAGCUCGCGCCCGCAGCAGUCGCUACCCCAGCCCGCGCCACCGCCUCCCACUGCAGCCCGCUGGAGUUUGCCCCCACCUUCCCAAUCGAGUGUGGGCGCCAAGUCCCCCGAGUGUUCGUCACCCUGGACCCUGGCGCAGAGCCCUGGCAUCACGACUCGGAGGCUGAGACGCUGUCCUGGAGUCACCCAGGAGAGAUGGAGCCACCUCAGUGUGUGGAGGAGCUAGAAGAUGAUGUGUUCCAGCCAGAGGAUGGGGAGCCAGGCACACAGCCUGGGAGCUUGCUCUCUGCUGACCUGUUUGCCCAGAGCCAGCUGGAUUGUCCCCUCAGUCGGCUGCAGCUCUUCCCUCUCACCCACUGCUGUGGUCCUGGGCUCCGGCCCAUAAGCCAGGAAGACAAGGCCACUCAGACCCUCAGCCCAGCUUCCCCAAGCCAGGGUGUCAUGCUGCCUUGUGGGGUGACAGAGGAACCCCAGAGACUGUUUUACGGCAAUGCUGGCUACAGGCUUCCUCUCCCUGCCAGUUUCCCUGCAGGCUCACCCCUGGGGGAGCAGCCCCCUGAAGGACAGUUCCUUCAGCACCGAGCAGAGGUACAGAUCGCAAGAAAGCUUCAGUGCAUUGCAGACCAGUUCCAUCGGCUUCAUAUGCAACAACACCAGCAGAACCGAGACCGAGCAUGGUGGCAGGUCUUCCUCUUCCUUCAAAACCUGGCCCUGAACAGACAAGAAAACAGGGAAGGGGUGGGUCCCUGGUGAGGCUGGCCUGCCCUUGUCGGAUGGAUCACCAGGAAUGCAGUCUGCAACAGACAUUCUGGGAGGACAGAUACUGUCUUGUCAAGUUUUGUUAUUCUUAAUUUUCCAUAUGUACAUACUGCAUACCCCAGUGGGAUCUUCUUUCCCCAUUCAGAACCUUCACUGGGGAUGGGGGCCUUUGUCAAACACUGUUGAAGGAGAGAGAGGCAGCUGUGUCUGGUGGUAGAGUUCCUAAGACUCUGAAGAUGACCAGUUGGUGAUGUUCUCCAGGAAGUGGACUAAGGCUUGCUACCGGAGCUGGUUAAGUCAGGUUAGACUUGCAGUACCAUCAAACAUGUCAGCCUUCCCUCGUGCCCGAUGGAAUGAAUCAUGGCUUUAACCCACCAGGACCUUGCCUGGGAGCUUCCUGGCUAAGAACGACUGUGCCUUGGCUAGCUAGCUUUACAUCUGGGUUUCCACUUGGCACAACCAGUGCCCACUGCAUGGGCUCAGGGAUUCUUACUCAGAUGCUGUCAACCUCCAGAAGACCUCAGGGAGGGUUGGACUUCUCCAAGAACCCCUCAAAGGUGCCACAAAAUGAAUCAAACUUGAGAGGCUUCAAGUCUGACUUGGUCCUACAUGGAAGCCCCUUGAUUGGUCCCAAGGGUGCAAAUUACUGCCACUUUUGCUGCCUCGGUUUCAACCAUGUGGGAGCCAAGUAGCCAGUCACCAUGCUGUUGUACCCAGCGGCCUGUGCCUUUGUCAGCUCUGUUUUCAAAAGACCCUGCCAAUGACUGGACUGGAUUGGACUGCACCCAGCUCAGCAGCAGCACUUCGAGAUGGGGUGGGCUUGCUGGGGAUGUGGGAACCAGGCAGCCACCCCACUGAUAAGUCUGUCCCAGGGGAAUCGUAGACCUCUUGGUUUCCUUGGAAACAUGUACCUCCUUCCCCUUACCCCCAUUCCUCUUCUGUACCUAGUGGGAUACAGGAAGAAGCUAGGACAGUGGCUUUGUCAGCUGAAAUGUGACUUUAGAAGUAACAGACAGUGUUUAGAAUAUGGAACCUGCAGAGCUGACACAUCUCAAAUCUUCCUUUAGCUUUCGGCUAGGCCAGAAGGGAGAAUUCUAGAACCCAGCAGGAUCUCAGCUUCCUCUGAACUUCUUCCCUCUCUCCCUGCUGCAGAGCUCAGGGAGGGAACGUAAAGCAGCUGAUCUUAGAAAUUAAGUCCUAAUUUUUAUGCAUGUAAGGAAAGACAUUGGUGCUAUAAUGAAGAUGAGCCAAGGCUCAAAGAAAAGAUGGCUUCCCUGAACAAAGAAGAUCCAAGAGCCCAAACAGGGUUAUUCAAGGAACAUGGAGGAGAAACGCAGAGUAGACUCAAAUUGAACAAGCCCAAUGACUCCCCAUUUCUGCAAAGAGGGGGCAGGUUUCAGUACCAUAGAAGGGCACCUGAUCUCCUGGGUGUACAGUUGGGCAGGUUUCUCACUGCACAAGGCUCCCUACAGAGGGGGCUCAUAGAGGCUGAGGUUCAGCCCGUGCUCUGCUCUCUAGGCUGCACGUUCUGAUAUGAGCUACAUCUGCCUAGGGUUAGGGAUGUCUUUCCUAAUUUGCACAAAGGUACUGUGUGUGCUCUCAGUGAUCCUGAGGAGCGCCUUAAAGCAUGUGUAUAAGCCUUUGUGUUUUUCUGCUCAGAUGACCUGGAGAUAUUACCUCUUCUUGGCCACAAUCAUUUUCUCAGGGUGUAUACCAUGGUUCGUCUGCUAAGAAAAUGGGUUCCUGUUUGCAAGGAGAGGGGACCCAAGUAAUGAAUAUGAAGACUGGUUCUGAGGCACACUAGUUAUUGUGAAGCCCAGCCUUCCUACAUCCCACCACACCCCCCUCCACACACACACUGCAGUUUACAUGUGUGUAGGACAUAUGUGCUGUUCCCCUUUCCUGAAUCAAGGCUAUGACAGGCAGGCUUCUAGUAUGUGCUUGGUAUAUGUGCUUGGUACAUGCGUGCCCCUCCCCAUACAGAACCUUGUACAUCAGUCACCUUUAACAUGACUUAGUAGACUUUCUAUCUGUGCUAAGGCAUGGCUGUCAGCUUCAGCAACCUUGCCAGAUGCAGGCUGGGUACCUUGUGGCCUGAGAAUGGAGCCCAGAGUUUGACCUGAACAUUGAGCCUGGGACCAGGCAGAAGCUGGUCAGAAUGCACUGUCUCCACUUUGGGCCAAACCAGGACCAAACUCAGUAACUUGGGCAAGCCGGGGUAAAACUUAAACCCUCUUUUAUCUUCCUCCAACCCGAAUCCAGGCUGGAGUUGGAGCUCAAUGAUAAAGGGCUUGUCUGUCGGUCAAGAGACCUCUGGAUGGAUCCCAGGACUGUAAAAUAGAAAUAAAUAAAAAUACCUCCCCCUCCCGCAACCUCUAGGAGGCAGCUGGCAGCCCAGCUCAAGGAGGCAAGAGGUUCCCCCUGGCUGGUUGCUUUAAUUGGCCGGUGAUCUCUGCCUGGUGAAUUGGCUUUAUAGCCUCCCAGUCCAGCCCCAGGACAACCCCUCCCCUUUGCCUCUCCCCAACUCCAGGAGCCUGGCUGUCUCUAGUGAAGAGUGGAGAUGCAGAUUCAGAGGGAGGGAAGGUCUGACCUGUGUGGUGACCUGUAACCAGCUGAAGGCAGCAGGCUUUUGUGGUGUGCUGAGGAUGGGGGUGGGAGAGGGUCUGGAAAACUCAGUGUAGAAAUGCCCUAGAGGAACAGAAGCCCCAUAUUCAGGGGCAAAACUGCUCUCCUAAUUCACAAUCCCCAGGAGGCAUCUCUAAACAACGCCAGUGAACAGAUCUGGAGGGGAACAUACCCCAGUCCAGUCACUGACUCCCCCAGGGAGGCUGGGGUGGUACGAAGGAGGGUGGGGGGUGGGCAUUCUGCCUGGCCCUGUCUCUCUGUUUCAAAGUUUGGCUGUGCUGUUCAGUUGUCCCCAGUGGCCUUGUCUUGCUCAAUCAGAGGUGGAAAAAGAUCACCUCCCAGUGACCUCCUUCAGGCCCCAGGGGAUGGGCUGUGUCCAGAGCUAUGUGGCAGAGCUUGUUUCCAGGGCCCAGAGAGGCCCAGCUGGCCUGCCUUGCUGCCCUAGCCAUGAAACCCUAGCCCAGCCCUAAGCAUGGCAGGGAGUGGGUGUUGGGGACAGUCUAGCCAAGGCCCCUGUCUGUCCUAAGCUUUCCAGGAACUAAGCAGUGAAGUCACUGUGACUGUCCUGGUCAGUGAGGAGAAUAUUCCGAGGAGAGCUUUCCUUUCUGGGGACUUGGUAGGGAGUGGGGCACUGGGGCAUGGAGUGACAUAAGACAUCAGCCUUCAUGGCUCUGCAGGGUUUGGGGGAAUCAUUACUGUGGCCACUAUUUCCCCAGAGGAGCAAACUGUGGCUCUAUGAAGAUAAGGACUUUUGGAGGCAAGCUAUCCUGGCCUGGUACCCUGGUUGGACCCAGAGGGGUCCAGGGUGGAGCCACAGGCAUUUAAAGUUUCCUGGGAUCCCUGUGGGCUGCAGGCCUAGGACACAGAGCCUCAAGGAGACAGCAGAACAAAGCCGGGCUUUUCCAUAUAUGCCAGCUUUGGUCAAGGUGCUAUGAGGUAUGUGGCCCCAGGCUUGCACUGCCCCUCUCUCUACAGUUGUCUGAUGUCCACCCCAUCUCUGGGUCCACAGGAACUGACAAGGGGAGACCCAGUGAGAUGUAGCGUUUCCUUCAUCCCCAGUUUGGUUGGCCUGGGGUCUGGGCAUUCUGCCUUAAGGAAAGGGAUGAGGACCAUUAUUUUUUAACUUGUAUAUAAUAUUUGACUUUUUUUGGGUUCUUUAUAUGUAAACAUGUGUAAAUAUCCUCUCACCCAUCAAGUGGUACAAUUUUUAAUAAAACCAUUUAA